Messenger RNA from Rotaria sp. Silwood2, 837 nucleotides. Lineage: Eukaryota; Metazoa; Rotifera; Eurotatoria; Philodinida; Philodinidae. The record is from the annotation of a GenBank genome assembly.
AUGAAUAAUGCACGAUUUCAUCACUCAGAAUCCAUAUUAACAAAUGGAAAAGUAUUAGUUGUUGGUGGAAGUAAUGAUAAACAUCAGCUAAACAGUGCUGAGUUGUAUGAUUCAUCAACGGAAGCUUGGAUAUUAAUCAAUAAUAUGAAUAUAGCUCGAGAAUAUCAUACAGCAACUAUAUUAGCUAAUGGAAAAGUAUUAAUUGCUGGUGGAUAUAAUGGUAUUAUUCAACCUAGUACUGAACUGUACGAUCCAUUAACAGGAAAUUGGACAUUCACUGGUUUAAUGAAUACACGACGACAGUAUCAUACAGCAUCUAUGUUAAAAAAUGGAAAAGUGUUAGUUACUGGAGGAUAUGAUGCUAUGACUAUUUUAAAUAAUGCUGAAUUAUAUGAUCCAUCAACAGGACUUUGGACAAUUACUAAUAGUAUGAAUAAUCCACGAUAUUUUCACAGAGCAUCAGUAUUAUCAAAUGGAAAAGUACUAAUUACUGGUGGAAAUGAUGGCGAAGGUCAGCUAAAAAGUGUUGAAUUGUAUGAUCCAUCAACAGAAACUUGGGCAUUAAUCAAUAAUAUGAAUACAGCACGAGAAUAUCAUACAGCAACUAUAUUAGCUGAUGGAAGAGUGUUAAUUACUGGUGGACAUAAUGGUACCUUUUAUCUAAAUAGUGCUGAAUUAUAUGAUCCAUCAUCAAAAACUUGGACAAUUACUUACAGUAUGACUAUCCCACGAAUUCGUCAUACAACAUCCUUAUUAACAAAUGGAAAAGUGUUAGUUAUCGGUGGAAAUAAUAAUGACAUUUAUCUGAAUAUGACAGAAGCAUAUCAAUCAUCAUAA